GCCAGCAACAGGUGGAUGCGGAAGUUGUGUGAACUUUCAUGACUUUUGGAAGUUUUAAAUUGCUGUUUUCUACACAAUUAUGAUGUAUUUGGCGCCGAUUUUCCUCUCAUGACAUCUUCUUGAUAUUUCUCUUUUAAACGACUUGACAGCCACAUUGUUCCAAGUUCACCAUGGGCUCGUUUGGCAGCAAAAUAUUGAAGAGGCUCGGUGGAGCCAAGAAAGAAAUGCGUACAUUGAUGGUUGGACUAGACGCAGCUGGAAAAACGACCAUUCUGUACAAACUAAAACUAGGUGAAAUAGUUACUACAAUCCCAACUAUUGGAUUCAACGUAGAGACAGUUAAAUACAAAAAUUUAAGUUUCACUGUUUGGGAUGUCGGCGGUCAGGAUAAGAUCCGUCCCCUAUGGAGGCAUUAUUAUCCAGGGACUCUAGCGCUGAUAUUUGUAGUUGAUACUAGCGAUCAUGAACGAAUCGAGGAAUCGCGUCAAGAACUUCACAACAUUCUCCAAGAGGACGAUUUACGCGACGCUGUGGUGCUGGUUUUCGCCAACAAGCAGGAUCUACCUAACGCCAUGAAUACAGCUGAAGUCACUGAUAAACUCAACUUACAUUCCAUCUCGAAACAUGUCUGGUACAUUCAAGGCUCUUGUGCCACCACUGGUGAUGGGCUUUAUGAAGGACUAGAUUGGCUCUCAAAAACACUGAAGAGAAAGUGAUUUUUUUUCCUUUCUGAUUUUAGUAGACCAGCACCUGUUAUAUAGUGAUUGCUUUGGCAUUAUUCAUUGGCAGAUACCAUUGUUUUUAGUGACAGUGCUCUGCCAAGCUUUGCCUCGGGUAAAAUUUGACACAAUUACAUGUGUGUCCAGCUUAGAAAAACUAUCCGACACAUAUCUAAUUUGUUUGUCUGACAUGAUUUUCGAGAUUGAGCAUAAAAGACUCAUGUUUUUUUCAUGUGACCUAUGUUCUAUUCAAAAUGUAAGUCUGGUGAUGAGCCACAUUCCAUGUAGUCUAUGUUUUAAAUCUUCCAAGUACUGGUACCUAGUAUUUAGUACAUCUAUCUACCAGUUCUUUCUAUGUAUUAUAAUAUGUGAUAUUUGUAACUGUAAGCUUUGUCAUACAUGUAUGAUGUUUUAACUCUUCCAAGUACUGGCACUAAGGUAAAAUUGUACAAUCAUAGUCCUGAUGCAAUGCUUUACUGCACUGCCCACUGUAUUCUACACUGAAGCGGCUAUGGUUGUACUGAAAAAUACCUUCCUUUAUCCUGUGAGUACUGGAAAAACAAAUUUAGGGAAAUCCCUGCAUCUCAGCAGAUUGUUAAUCAUCAUUUUAUAACUUAAAACUGUAAUAAUUUUUGUAAAUAUUUGUGAUAAGCGUGAGAAAGAAUCUAUUUUCUUAUAAGAUAUUGAUAUUUAUAUACCAGCUGUUUUGUACUUAUGUAGGAUAUUGCUAAGCUUAAAGAACCAGAAGGUAUUCAUGAAAUGAGGUUUGCGCCAAACAACCAUAUCGAUGAGGACUAAUAUCAUCAGUCCAGAAGUUCACAACAGAAACCGUGACAGAAAUUAUCUUGUUUUUUAUUUGACAAGUUGAGGGUUCAACUCCAAUACAUAAAUAUUCGGCCACCUCCAUGAUAUUACCUAGAAUGCUGAGCUUUCACUGCAUGGGCAGACAGUCCUAGUUUUACUCUGGUUGAAUAUACAUCAUGAUUUGACUGAAAAUGUCUUUAGAUAUUUAGAGUGUGGCGUGCACAAAACUAAAAUUUUAAAUGAUUUGUUGAUAAAUGAUUUAGAUUUCACAGUAA
This is a messenger RNA of Lineus longissimus, 1798 nucleotides long. RefSeq lists its product as uncharacterized. NCBI's taxonomy places the organism in Eukaryota, Metazoa, Nemertea, Pilidiophora, Heteronemertea, Lineidae. Bases 171 to 716 code for a protein of 181 amino acids. Gene Ontology annotation, molecular function: GTPase activity; GTP binding. Gene Ontology annotation, biological process: intracellular protein transport; vesicle-mediated transport. Gene Ontology annotation, cellular component: cytoplasm. The transcript is spliced from 2 exons. The record is from RefSeq and is a predicted model, not a curated record.